Messenger RNA from Durusdinium trenchii, 3177 nucleotides. The record is from the annotation of a GenBank genome assembly. Lineage: Eukaryota; Dinophyceae; Suessiales; Symbiodiniaceae.
AUGGGAGAAGAGGAGGCCGCGGAAGAGGCGACCGCUCCGGGUGAAUCCGUGGAUUUUUCGGCACUGACCGCUGCGGGUGUCAGUCGUGAGGAGCUUUCGACGGUGGUGUCCGUGCUCUCCCGUUUGCACGAGGCGGAGCAGGCAGGACUCCUGGAGCCCAAGGAGAAGUGCUUGAGACCACUGCGGAAGAUCUUGGCACGACACUUCCGCCACAGCUUUGGACAUUUGCCGCAGCAGGAUGAGCUCGAUGACAAGGAGCGCAAGAAGUUUGAGAAGCAGCAGAAGAGAGAGAGGAAGCAACGACAACUCGAUGCGGAUAAACGUUGGAAGGAGAAUGCUGAGCUUCGAGCAUCAAGACUUGCAAAGCUUAACCAGCUGGAGGAAGCUGAAGGCGAGGGCCAGGGAUGCUUGCGAAUUCCCGAUGGCCCAGCAGAAAGCGAAGGCCACGAAGGUUACAAAGCGAAUUAUGAGGAUGCUGAGAGGGCUGAGAGCGAAUAUCAUCGGCAACAAGCUUGUUACAUUUGCAAAGUGCGCUUUUCUCAACGACAUCACUUCUAUUCGCACCUAUGCCCGGCCUGUGCUUCUUUAAACUUUGAGAAGCGCCAUCGCACUGAAGACAUGACUGGUCGUGUUUGUUUUGUGACAGGUGCACGCGUGAAGAUUGGUUUUCAAGUCGCCCUGAAGUUUCUUCGGAUGGGAGCACGUGUGCUGAUCACGAGCCGUUUCCCACACGACGCCCGGCGUCGCUACUUGGGAGAAGCCGAUUCGGGUGCAUGGGUCAGCCGACUCACGGUGAUCGGCGCAGAUUUUCGUUUCUUGGGAGGAGUGGAAGCGAUGUGCCGAGAACUCUGCUUGCAGGAGACUUAUUUAGAUGUCAUCGUCAACAAUGCGGCCCAGACCAUCCGUAGACCUGCAGCAUACUAUGCUCACUUGAUGGAAGGUGAAGGUGCCCCCAAGCUCGCCAUGGCCGACUCAACACAGCUGACUCCCCAUGUUACAAAUGUGAUACACGCGACGGAUUUUCCUCAACAUGGUGAUGCUUCUUCCAGUGCGGCCCUUUCUCAGUUGACAGUGUUGAGUGAGGACCGCAUGAAAACCGAAGAGGUUGCCAUGCCUUUUGGGCAACGCGAUGUGCAUGGGCAACAGAUUGACUGCCGCAGCCGCAAUAGUUGGUUGUUAAAGCUUGGUGAGGUUGAAACACCGGAGGCUGCCGAGGUCUUUUGCAUCAAUACGUUGGCACCUUUCAUCAUCAACAGCGCGUUGAGACCUUUGCUGGACAGGUCGCCACAUCCAGACCGAUACAUUGUGAAUGUCUCGGCGAUGGAAGGGAAAUUCUAUAGAUACAAACAGCCCACCCACCCACAUACCAACAUGGCCAAGGCAGCUCUAAACAUGAUGACGCGCACAUGUGCAGAGGACCUCGCCGUCAGCGGUAUUUACAUGAAUAGUGUGGACACCGGUUGGAUCAAUGAUGAGAAUCCACUUUUUACUGCUCAACGUAUCGCCGAAGAUCAUAACUUCCAGACGCCCAUCGACGAGAUCGACGCGGCCGCGCGCAUCGUGGACCCCGUGUUGACUGGCCUCGAAGUGUUGAGAACGCAGCGAAAGCACGUGGAUGGAGGUCAUGACCCUCUUCCCCGUGCAAAGCGUGGGGCCAUGGCUGGAGGUGGUGAUGGUGAUUGUCCUCCUUAUGGAUGGUUUCUUAAAGAUUACAUGCAGACGGAGCUUAGGCAGCUCGAGCAGCUCGAGCAGCUUCCAGAGGACUUAGGGCCGGCGAGUGCAUUUUAUAUCGGCACGAUCAAAAUCGCCGAUCACGCCAAAAACUUUAGCAUGAUCCAGUGUCCUGAGACUGGGCUCUCUCAGGAUGUUUAUGUACACUGCUCAAUAGCGAGCCCCCAGGCCUUUGCCCUCGGAGACUUCGUUGCCUUCACAUUCAACAUGGGUGCUAAAGGACCGCAGGCGGAGAACAUUUUCAAGCUAGUUGGUUUCUUGCCUCCUGGAAAGCCACCGCACUUCCCGGAGAACCGAGGGAGCAUUUCGAGAAUUCUGCCGAAUGGAAACGGUUUCAUCCAGUGCCCAGAGAUCUCGACUGCUUAUGGUCGGGAUGCAUACAUCCAUGGCACUGUGGUGCAGCAGUGUGGCCUGAAUGUAGGGGACGUGAUUGCCUUUGAAAUCCAUGUGAACAAGGACGGCAAUCCACAGGCCUCGGCUCCUUGUUGGCAGCAAGUGGGCUUUGCCGGUGGCCAGGCAGCUGGCCAGGCCAGUGGCCAGGCUCCCAGCUGGGCUUUGCAAGCACAGCCGGCCGUCGCACCAACACCAGGGACAGGGAUGAUGCCAAUUGGAGGGCUCCCAAAGCUCACUCUUUCGAAGGGUGGAACUGUGCGAGCGGGCCCUCCUGGCCAAGCGAGCGUGGCCCCCGGCCCCAAAGGCGGAGGGGGAGGCUGCGGCAAAGGUGGGAAGGGAGCUGCAAAGGGGAGUGGAAAGAAAGGAAGUGGCAAGAAUUCCAUGCCUGCUGCUUGGCAGACCCCUGGCCAAAUUCGUGGCGGAGAUAGUUGGAAGGCCAAGGCAUCUCUCAACAAGAUAGACGAGAUUGAAAUCGACUGGGUGCCCGACGACUUCCAUGUCGGUCGCGUUUCUCUGGUAGAUCUGGAGAAAAAUGUUUCUAUGGUGAGAUGUCCAGUUUCAAAUUUGCCACGAGACGUCUAUGUGCAUCAAUCUGUGGCAGAGCCAAGUGCAUUGGCUCUGAACGAUGUCGCAUGCUUCAAGAUCCACAUGAACCGCAACGGCUUGCCGCAGGCUUCAGCCCCGCUUUGGAAGCGUGUGGGUGUGGAUGUCAGCGACAGCAAUGUCCGCUUCGGCGAAUUUCAAGGUUUAGUGAUGAGGCCCUCGGAAGAUGGCCCCUUCUCUGUGGAUUGUUCAGACGUGACACUGCUGCACGGCCGAGAUGCGACGAUGACAGAGGAGACAGUCAACUUGUCCGGGUUGGUCGAAGGCAACCUGAUUUGCUUUGAUGUGUCUGUGAAUCAAAAUGGUGACCCGGAGGUCUUACCUCCAUGUUGGAUUUGCUGCUCAUCUGAGAGAUGGGUCCGAGACCUUGUUGGCAGAGACCCGAUGGAGGAUGCAUUGCUGCUAGAAGGUGCAGACGAUGCGACACAAGAGCUUGCUGACGAUGUCUGA